Epinephelus fuscoguttatus (brown-marbled grouper) is the source of this 3200-nucleotide messenger RNA. RefSeq names its product BRCA1 associated protein-1 (ubiquitin carboxy-terminal hydrolase) (gene bap1). NCBI's taxonomy places the organism in Eukaryota, Metazoa, Chordata, Actinopteri, Perciformes, Serranidae. The record is from RefSeq and is a predicted model, not a curated record. Gene Ontology annotation, cellular component: cytoplasm. Gene Ontology annotation, molecular function: cysteine-type deubiquitinase activity. Gene Ontology annotation, biological process: protein deubiquitination; ubiquitin-dependent protein catabolic process. The transcript has 17 exons. The coding region runs from base 151 to 2376 and encodes 741 amino acids.
CAAUUCUGUCUAUUGUGUUUAUCUUGAGCUCUCCACAGUUGACUCGUGAAUGGAUACAGCGUUACCGUUUAAAAUUAUUACCCCUGUUUCGGACAUGGACUGGAAACCAUCUUAGGUAGUAACGUUAGUCAGCUGUGCACAAAUGCGAAAAUGAACAAAGGGUGGCUGGAGCUCGAGAGUGAUCCAGGGCUCUUCACUUUGCUGGUUGAAGACUUUGGUGUCAAAGGUGUCCAAGUAGAGGAAAUCUAUGAUCUUCAAAGCAAAUGUCAAAGUCCCGUCUAUGGCUUCAUCUUCCUGUUCAAGUGGAUUGAGGAACGUCGAUCCAGGAGGAAAGUUAACACCCUGGUGGAUGAGACAUCGGUCAUUGAUGAGGAAAUAGUAAAUGACAUGUUCUUUGCUCAUCAGCUGAUACCAAAUUCAUGUGCCACCCACGCUUUGUUGAGUGUGCUUCUGAACUGCAGCGGCGUUGAGCUCGGCACCACCCUUAGUCGUAUGAAGGCUUUCACCAAAGGCUUUAGUCCAGAGAGUAAAGGUUACGCAAUAGGAAAUGCCCCCGAGCUUGCCAGAGCACAUAACAGCCAUGCCAGACCGGAGCCCAGGCACCUGCCGGAGAAACAGAAUGGGAUCAGUGCCGUGCGGACCAUGGAGGCCUUCCACUUUGUUAGCUAUGUGCCAAUCAAAGACCGCCUCUUUGAGCUCGACGGACUCAAGGCUUACCCCAUUGACCACGGGCCCUGGGGAGAGGAGGAGGAAUGGACCGAUAAAGCUCGGCGGGUUAUCAUGGAGAGGAUUGGACUGGCCACUGCCGGUGAGCCGUACCAUGACAUUCGCUUCAACCUGAUGGCAGUGGUGCCUGACCGCAGGAUGAAGUACGAGUCCAAACUGGAAAUUCUAAAGAGGAAUCGACAGACUGUUUUGGAGGGUCUGCAGAAGAUGAUCCGGCUCACUCAGCCUGAGCUUGUCCAUGACAAGAAGCAGCAGGAGUCGUCCUCCACUGAUGAUAACACCACUGCGGUCAAGAAGGAGGCAGAUGCAGAGCCAGUUACAUCGCAGGGGGCUGAUCAAGAUUCAGUGGAUGAGUCAGGAGGUCAGUCUAAGGAUGCCCCCAGCCCCUCAGGAAACACUAAGGUCAUGGGCAAACCACCAGUCCCCACAGGUCCCCAGCAAGUCACCAGUCCCAACCCCAUCGUUCAACGCCUGCCUGCCUUUCUGGACAACCACAACUACGCCAAGUCUCCAAUGCAGGAAGAGGAGGAUCUUGCUGCUGGAGUUGGUCGCUCUCGAGUGCCAGGGACACAACGCCAGUACUCUGACGAUGAAGAUGACUAUGAGGAUGAUGAGGAGGAAGUAACUGAUUCCACAGUCAAAUCCAACAGGUUUAGACGGAAGGGAAGUCUGCGAACGCGACCAGGACGAGUCGGGACUGGAAUGGAGAGCCAGAUUGCCCUCACCGUAUUGGCUGAGAAACUGAAGGAGGCCCAAAGAAAAGAUGCCCUAAAUACACCCCUCUCAGUACGCACAGAGGGGCGCACAGGAGGCAUCUGCAUCACAUCUGCCUCACAGCCUUCCCCCACACCCAGCAAUGAAAGCACGGACACAGCCUCUGAGAUUGGCAGCGCCUUCAACUCCCCGUUGCGCUCACCAGCGCGCUCCCAGGCUGCCACGCGUCCAUCCAGUCCGGUUGCAUCCCAUCUGUCCCGUGUGCUGUUUGGAGAAGACGAGAUGCUGAGGCUGGACUCCAGACACAACCGCGCCGUGAGAGAACUGGGUCCCUCUGUCAGCGCGGCCUUGUUACACCUGCAGGAGGACGGAGUCAUCUACGCUCUCCCUCCAUCUGAUUUGGCUGCUGAUGGCACAAAGCGACCGUGCACUCCUGAAAAGAUAAAAGACAAAGAGAAGGCAGACCCCUCAGCAGGAGAGAAGGAAGGGGUGAACGAGGGAGACGAAGGACCGUCUGUGGAGGUGAAAGAAGAGGAGAACAAAGACGGAGCAGAGGUGAGACCAAGCAAGGAAAAGCCCAAUGCUGUGGAAACCGCUGCGGACAGCAAGCCCCCUGGGGAUAAGUACUCUCCCAAAGAGCUACUCGCACUGCUCAAGUGUGUAGAGGCUGACAUCGCUAAUUAUGAAGUGUAUCUAAAGGAGGAAGUAGAGAAGAGAAAGAAAUAUAAAAUUGAUGAUCAGAGAAGGACCCAUAAUUACGAUGAGUUCAUUUGCACCUUUAUAUCAAUGCUGGCCCAAGAAGGCAUGCUGGCCAGCCUUGUGGAGCAAAACAUUUCCGUGCGCCGUCGGCAGGGAGUGAGUAUCGGCCGCUUGCACAAACAGAGGAAACCUGAUCGCAGGAAACGCUCCCGACCUUACAAAGCCAAGCGCCAGUAAUUACAAACAAUCAUACCUUCUGUGAGAAAUGUACUCCUGCGAGCACCGAGCAAUCACCACAGAGAAAGUGGAACUGAUGCACUCCUGAAAAUCUCUUUCGCAACGGCAGUCUAGUGUUGUAUUUUAGAGCCUACUCUCCAUCAUGAAAUCGACUGCGUGUUUGGUCAGUUGUUUUAUCAUUUGUAUAUAUAUAUGUGCGACCAUUUUAGCUCAAUGUAAAUUUUCUUCUCUCUAGUGCCACCACUGAUGACGGUUUGUAAAUAUGAAAAAAAUGAAUUGUGCAUCUGAAUGAAUUUUUCAUCUGGCAAAGUAUUCAUUCUGACUAAACAGUCCUACGGUCAGUGCAGUUGUCACUAAAUAUACAAUUUGGUAGCAAUAUUUCCUCAACUGUUUCCCUCUCUCUUGUUUUUAUGGUGCCAAUGAAGUAUUGAAUGUUUGACCAAAAAAAAGGCCACAUUUUAUUUAUCCAUAGCAUUUCAGUUAUAAUCUCGUCACUGUUGGUAACUCACUAUAUAUAACAUAAAAAGCAUCUUUUAAUCACAUUCUUCAUCGACAGUUUUUAAACUUAAGAAGGCGUCAUGAUGCAUCAAGGUUUUUUCUUCCAGCUGAGGGUCUCUAGUUGUGUAUGACUAUCUCUUGAGGUCCCGCAAAUGAAAAACAAGCUCUGUGUUAUUUUUGUACCUGAGACCUCAAACUGAGUGAAUAUCAAGUCGGAUGUGUGCACUUGUGUGUUUUUGUACAUAUGUAUCUGUUAAUUGGCUCACCUGUUCACUGAGCUCAGUCGGUCUUUGUGCUUGCCAAUUCAUACUAUAAUAAAGUCAAUG